UAGCGAGCGAUCUUCAGAUCCGAUAAGGAAUCACUAAAUUAAGGAAAGUAUAUUAUAAUUAAUAUUCGCGAGACCCUUAAUUAUUAAAUCUGAACGCAUUAUUGGCGAAUUGGACAUUGUCAACACCGUCGACAUGUAUUCGAUGGACAAUCUCGAACGAGAUAUGAUGAACCGGCAGUACAUGUAUGAAGCGCACACCUUCCUGGGUAAUCCAGCAAUCCCGGCAUUGCCGCCGCAUUGCGGGGUACCUACCACGACGACGCUUCCGGCGGUCAUCCCGUCGCAGAUCCCGUCGUCCCAUCAUCCAUCUGGUAGCACCGGUAGCACCAGCGGUAGCGAGCACUAUCUCUAUGACGAGAACAGCAGUGACAACGAGAGCGUCUACAGCAGCGAUCAGGAGAAUCACGCGAGAGAACGAAGUCGGAGUAACCGACGCGGCGGACCAUCGGGAAAAUGUCCGAGACAGGUCCAGGUUCAGCAACGGCAGGCGGCGAAUAUGAGGGAGCGAAGACGUAUGCAGAACAUAAACGAUGCCUUCGAGGGUUUAAGGGCUCAUAUACCGACCUUGCCAUACGAGAAGAGACUGUCAAAGGUCGACACGCUGAAACUGGCAAUCGGUUACAUAAACUUCCUCAACGAGCUCGUCAGGGCGGACAAGGGUAACGACCCCUUGACGGGCAAUAGCGGUCUCUCGAGGUGUUCCAGUCGAGAUGAAUCCAAGAAGGUCAUAGUCCGUGGUAGCGGUGGGAAUCCAUUCAUCUCGCACUCGCUCUCGUGGUCGAGAAAAUCGGAUAUCUCACCGAAUGGCACGAUGUACGCGAAGGUCUGGACGCCAGAAGAUCCGCGAACAUCGAAAAAUGGGACGACGUUCGAGUAGAUGGCGAAUUUGAUUUCGUUUUACGAGUAUAAGCGGAGGAUCGGACACAUCGCACGGUUGCGAGAACAUUUCUCAUCUAGAGUGUUAUUUAGUGUCUAAGGGAAAUGUUUCUAGUCACUGGUCCUCGUUGUUUGUACCUUAUGAUCAUCGAAAGUCUCCGAUUUUUUGGACGACGAAAAUGAUCGCCAGUUUAUACAUCUCUCGCGAUUUCAUCAAAAAGGUACGGUAAAUCGAAUUAACCAUUGCAAAAUAUGUACAUG
Molecule: messenger RNA, 1137 nt
Organism: Trachymyrmex septentrionalis
Lineage: Eukaryota; Metazoa; Arthropoda; Insecta; Hymenoptera; Formicidae
Product: pancreas transcription factor 1 subunit alpha
Exons: 3
Coding region: 134-877 (247 amino acids)
Biological process (GO): developmental process; regulation of transcription by RNA polymerase II
Molecular function (GO): protein dimerization activity; DNA-binding transcription factor activity, RNA polymerase II-specific; RNA polymerase II transcription regulatory region sequence-specific DNA binding
Source: RefSeq, a predicted model, not a curated record